UAAAGUUGCCUAUUCCUGACUUGUUAAACUAGUUUUAGGUUAAAUCCUUCUGUACCCUUACUUUAGUCAGUGUACAAGCCUCAUAUAAUGCACAAGAUGUCACUCACUUGAUUGGGAAUGUAAGAGCAGCAGAAAGGUGGAGGAGACGAAGCCAUUCUUGGCAGGGCAAAAUGUAUCAGGGAGAAGUUCUGUUUUGGACCCAUAGAGUUACAAUUGCCUGAGGGGUGUUCAAUUUGAAAUGUUAAAUAGGCAGCUGGUGUUGCAGGAUUGGAAGGACCACCAAGACUGGGCUCCAGAAAUUUCCCUAUGAAUCCUUGGGUGAUUGGCCUUACUGUUGUGGCUGUAGUUUUGGUUCUGGCACUUGUCAUUGCUCUCCCUGUUCAUUUUUUAGUAUGCGAUCGGAAGCCACAUUACUACCAAACCUCCUUCAGGAUACCUAGGGUUGAAUUGGAGGCAGCCCACUCUGAAAUUAAAGCAAGGAUCACCAAUCAGGUAGAUGAUAUUUUUAGAAAAUCCAAUUUAAAAGGACAAUACAUCAAGUCUCAUGUUGUCAGAUUCAGAUCAAGCACUGAUGGUCUGAAAGCAGAAGUAUUGCUUAAAUUUCAAUUUGCCUCUGUUGAUAAUGAAAACAAAAUAAAAAAGAUGGCCGAGAAGAUUUUGCAUCAGAACUUAAAAGAUGGCACACACUUCUUCGAAGUAGAUGGUUCUUCACCUCAUCUUCAAGUCAUCAAUACAGCAGAAGCAGAAUACCAUAUAAACAGUGGUUGUGGGUUGGGAACAGACCCUUCAUUUCUCACUGAAAGAAUUUCUAAUGGAGGAACAAUCUCACAGAAGGCGUCUUGGCCAUGGCAAGCUAGCUUGCAGGUGGAUAGACAUCAUAUCUGUGGUGCUUCUCUGAUCAGUGACAAGUGGCUGCUGACUGCAGCUCAUUGCUUUAAUAACAAUAAAAACCCACGAUUAUGGACUGCUACUUUUGGAACAACUCUACAGCCUGCCUUGAUGAGGCGAAAUGUACGGUCCAUCAUCAUUCAUGAAAAUUAUGCCUCCCACAAACAUGAAGAUGACAUUGCCGUUGUACUUCUGUCCAAUCCAAUUACUUUUUCAGAUGAUGUCCGAACUGUAUGUCUUCCAGAAGCCACUUUUGAAGCUUUGCCCCAGUCUAAUGUGGUUGUCACUGGAUGGGGAGCGUCUAAAGAAAGUGGUCCAAUCUCAAAUAAACUGCGAGAAGCCAAAGUGGAAAUCAUAAGCAAUGAUGUCUGUAACAGAAUAGAUGUGUAUGGUGGAGCUGUAUCAUCAGGAAUGCUAUGUGCAGGAUUCUUGUCAGGAAAAAUAGAUGCUUGUGAGGGUGAUUCUGGAGGACCGCUGGUUAUCCCAGAGAACAGGCUCUGGUACAUUAUUGGAAUAGUAAGCUGGGGAAUAGGCUGUGGAAAAGAAAACAAGCCUGGACUCUAUACCAAAGUGACCCGUUAUCGGGACUGGAUUAAAUCAAAAACUAACCUCUAAUGCAAUGUCUUUGUCAUUGUUAUGUAAGGAAUAUGCAAGUCAUAUGUGUAUUCUCAAGAAGUCAAGAUUUCUCAAAAUUAUGUUUAAGUUAUGCUUAAUUUAUAUUUAAUUGCAUUCACAUGUUUUUUAUUAUUCUCUGAGUAUAAGGAACAGAAAAAAAUACAGCCACCUUUUAUACAACUCUCAUAUCACAAUUAAAUUUAUUAUUCAUUUAUUGUGUGCCUAUUACUAUGUGGGUCAAGCACUAUGAUCUCUUAUCACAUCAUAUAUCAUGAAAUGUGUACAACAUGAGAAAAGUAGAAAUUUUAUUACUUUAAAUGGUUUCCUUUUCCAUGGCAAUAGAAGAUAUUCAAUCUCUAUUCCUCCAGGAUAUACCAAGGUUCUGUGUGUAUUUGUUCAUUUUUAAUUUCCCUGUUGCUCAAAGCAUAACAUAAACAAAAAAACCUGAGAGUUGGAGGUGGGAGAUUUAGGUUCCAGUUGCAAUUGUGCCAUUACUUAGUUGCAUAAUUUUGGGCAAGAUACUCAACAUUCUAGGGCCUCAGUUUUCUCAUCUUCAAAUGAGAGGAUUGAAAUGGAUGAUAAAUCUAAAUCUCCUUCAACUUUAAAUAUCUGUGAUAAUCUGGCUAAUCUUGGAUGCCAUUGUUUAAAACCAGGGUCUUUAAAAUAUGUUUGUGUCAUGGACCCCUUGUUAGUCUAGUAAAGCCCAUGAACCUCUUCUGAGAAUGUUUUUUUUAAGCUCAGAAUUAAAGGAAAUGCAACUUUUUCAGUUAAAGGUUAGUGAAAAUUAAGAUAUAUAUUUUUUUUCAUUGAAGUUCAUCAAUGCCCCUGAAAUCUAGCCAUGAGACCCUUGACCCCAGGUUAAGGACUCUUGCUUUAAAUAAACCAAAUCCUACCUAAUGGCUCAAGUAGGUAAGUAGACAUUUACUCUAUACUUUCAUACACUUGACUGAGCACACUAGCCUUUCCCUCAUGACCUCAUUCUCCUUUGUCUUCAACAUCAAAUAAUCCUUAUUAGGCAGCUUCAUGUGUUCUGUUCUAAGAAAACCAAGACCGACACUACCCUGACAUUACAGAAUCUUGUAUUUUAAAACACUGCAGCAAAAGGAAGAGAGAAGCCUAAGAAAGACUUAUCUUCCAGGCAGCAUUUAUUCAGCUACUUGAAACUGAACAAUGUUUACACUUAUAUUUUUAUCUAAUGGCUUCAGAGAGCUGACUCCUUAGCCAGUCACACUGAUAGUUUAUCUUUGCAGCAAGGAAUGAAUGAAUCCUUGAUCUGAUGAUGCUGAUGGUAUUUAAAUGAGAAGGAUCAACAGGAUGCUGCAUUAAACUACUAAAAAUUCUGGAUAAACCUCUGAAACUAAGGACAAAGACUCUUAAACCUUAGACUACAAUAACAAGCCUUAAUGAAGAGGAAAUGAGAAAAAUGAGACAUGGUCUCAAAGAGCCAAGAGACAUUUUCAGUUCUAGAAAGGGAGUAAAUUCCAUCCUGUUAUUACUGACUGUUUUUCAAUAAUAGAUUUUUUAAAAUGUAUUAUGUUCUACUAAA
This is a messenger RNA of Vombatus ursinus (common wombat), 3049 nucleotides long. RefSeq names its product transmembrane protease serine 11G-like. The coding region runs from base 307 to 1503 and encodes 398 amino acids. Gene Ontology annotation, biological process: proteolysis. Lineage: Eukaryota; Metazoa; Chordata; Mammalia; Diprotodontia; Vombatidae. The transcript has 11 exons. Gene Ontology annotation, molecular function: serine-type endopeptidase activity. The record is from RefSeq and is a predicted model, not a curated record.